Molecule: messenger RNA, 951 nt
Organism: Xiphophorus hellerii (green swordtail)
Lineage: Eukaryota; Metazoa; Chordata; Actinopteri; Cyprinodontiformes; Poeciliidae
Exons: 7
Coding region: 55-951 (298 amino acids)
Source: RefSeq, a predicted model, not a curated record
CUUGGUGUGCUAGAGAUUUGUGAAGCACAAAAUCUCAAUUCAGAAGAUAAUCCUAUGGAUCAGCUAAGUUGUGCAGCAAGCAGCUCCUUUACCAGUUCCAGUGGAGAAACUGAAGUGGAGUCCGAUGACACCAUUAUAUUGCAACACAGUCCUGCAACAAGACAGAGAGCUGAAGACACCUCUCUUGCCCACAUGAUUGAAAAUGUUCUAAAGAACAAACCAGGAGGAGACAGGAUCAUCAAUGAAUAUGCGCGGACAAAAAGCCUAACAGACAGCAGACGGCGUGACAUGGUCAAGAUAUUGGUUGCGCAUAUGACAAGUGAACAUGGGACAAGUCCUUCCAGAUGUGUAAAAGAAGACUAUGCAAAGGGUAUUAUUACCUUGUUCCCUUACUUGGCUGAUCCUAAGAGCAGAUUUGGCUAUGAGCAUUAUUAUAAUGCAGAAGAUGGAAGUGGGUAUCUGGCUUGGAGACUGAAGUUUGUCCAGAGGGAAGCUUCUAAUGGACAAAAGAAGGUCCCCAGACUGUCACGAACCCAAACAGGGGGACCAACAACUGAUAGAGACUAUUUGAGAGAAGAAGACUGCCUUAUGACAGAUAGCUUGUGUUCUGAGGCCAUUGCGCUGAUGAAGCACACAGCUGAUGAAGGAACUGUUAUGAGGAAGAUGAAGCAGACUUUCAACUAUCGCCAGAAGAUGAUUCAUGACCCAGUGAAGUCAUCUAGUAUCUUUUUGGACUUCCCAAGAUUCCUGGACAUAGGAGGAUUGGUUGAGCAAGAUUUUACAUUGAUGUUUGGGGAAGCCAUCUCUGCAAAGUUCCUGGAGAAGUGGCCCACUGUCUACAAGCAGAAAGUCCUCAAACAAAGUCAUGGUCUCACACAGUCUGAUGACCUUAAGAACCUUCUUGACAAUGCUGAAGGCACAACAGAAGAGGAAAAUGGUAAGUUGCAAUGA